CUCUGAGCGGAGAGACACAGAAAGCGCAGCGCCGACACCGAGCCGAGCUCACACACACACACAGACACACACACACACACCCGGAAUCCGGUUCGGCGGAGAGGAGCAGCAUGAGCGGCUAACGGGGAGAGAGAGAGAGAGCGCGAGCUCGGUGUGGCGGCCACAGCGCGAGGCGGAAUGCCGUCAUUUCGGUGGAAAUAUUUAUUUUUUUAAUUUUUAUCCGCCCUUUCUCCCGUUUUCUCCCGUUUUCUCCCGUUUUUGAGCUGUGAGCAGAGAUAAAGCGCUCCAUGGUUCUGGGAGCAGCGCAGGAUUCUGUCGUCAUUUUGGAGAACCUCGACGGGAAAUGUUCUAGAUCGCGUUUGGGCUGGGGGCCCUCCGGUGGGAACGGAGAACCGAACACGUUCCUGUGAGCUGUGAAGAGGAGGAGGAGGAGGAGGCUGUGGAUGAAGAGCAGCAGGACCGGAGGACCGAUCUUGUUGUUGUGGUGCUGAGAGGACUGGGCCGAGUGUGUGUGUGUGUGUGUGUGUAUGAGAGAGUGUGUGUGUGAAGGCCGGCCUCUGUUUGCUUCUCCAGACCUCCUCUUCUCCUCCUCUCCCGGAGCUCCUCCUGAUCUCCAGCUCUGAUCUUCCUCCUGGAUCUGCUCCGGUGUUGGGGUGGGGGUGUAGGGGGGGGUGUACCUGCACGUGUAAAUGUCACCGUUCUCAGUCCAGGUGUUUGGAUCUCCAGCUGAUCGAGGAACCUCUCUCUAAUUGGAUACUACAUUGACCCCCCCUCUCCCCUCAGCCCCUGGCCCCCCAGCCUCCCAAAGCAGAGCUCCCGCUGGGCGUUUGUGGGACGAUGGGUUGUUUGGGUAACAGUAAGACUGAAGACCAGCGGAACGAGGAGAAGGCGCAGAGAGAGGCCAACAAAAAGAUCGAGAAGCAGCUCCAGAAAGACAAACAGAUUUACAGAGCCACCCACCGGCUGCUGCUUUUAGGAGCUGGAGAAUCAGGGAAAAGUACGAUAGUCAAACAGAUGCGUAUUUUGCAUGUCAACGGCUUCAAUGCAGAAGAGAAAAAGCAGAAAAUUCAGGACAUUAAGAAUAACAUUAAAGAAGCUAUAGAGACUAUAGUGACGGCGAUGAGCACUUUGACUCCUCCGGUCCAGGUAGCCUGUCCAGAAAACCAGUUCAGGAUCCAGUACAUCCUCAAUUUAGCCAAUCAGAAGGACUUCGAGUUCACUACGGAGUUUUAUGAUCAUGCAAAGACUCUGUGGCAGGAUGAGGGAGUGAGAUUAUGCUUCGAGAGAUCCAACGAGUAUCAGCUGAUCGACUGCGCACAGUAUUUCCUGGAUAAGAUUGACACCAUAAAGCAGAGUGACUACACGCCUACCGAUCAGGACUUGUUGAGAUGCAGAGUUCUGACUUCAGGGAUCUUUGAGACGAGGUUUCAGGUGGACAAAGUGAAUUUUCACAUGUUCGACGUUGGCGGUCAGAGAGACGAGCGGCGGAAAUGGAUCCAGUGCUUUAACGAUGUGACUGCGAUCAUAUUCGUGGUGGCGAGCAGCAGUUAUAAUAUGGUGAUCCGAGAAGACAAUCUGACCAACCGCCUCCAGGAGGCUCUCAACCUGUUCAAGAACAUCUGGAACAACAGGUGGCUUCGAACGAUUUCUGUGAUUCUCUUCCUGAAUAAACAGGACCUGCUGGCUGAGAAAGUUUUGGCGGGAAAAUCAAAAAUAGAGGAAUAUUUCCCGGAGUUUGCGCGCUACACCACACCGGAUGACGCGACCCCUGAGCUCGGAGAGGAUCCGCGAGUCACACGAGCAAAAUAUUUUAUCCGAGACGAGUUUCUGCGGAUCAGCACAGCGAGCGGAGAUGGGCGGCACUACUGCUACCCUCACUUCACCUGCGCCGUCGACACCGAGAACAUCCGCCGAGUGUUCAACGACUGUCGGGACAUCAUCCAGCGCAUGCACCUCCGGCAGUACGAGCUGUUGUGAUCUCCACGGCGAUGAUGGGACACAGUCCAGAACUUUCUACAGAGCCCCGCUUCAUCCUGCCCCCCCCACCAGCUCCGCCCACUAUUUUCCCCUCAGCUCCACCCACUGGCCUGCUCCACCCCAAAAAUCAAACACACACACACACACUCUCUCGUACAGUUCUGCUCUCCGUGUAUGUGUGUGAACAUUAACUGUCUGUCUGUUAAACAGACGGAGGAGAGAAUGAUGGACUGAUGGUGAAGACGGUGAAAGAAUGUACUUUUCUUUUUAAGGUGGAGUUUUGGAGGGUCUGAACUCCGAGUCUCAGCGUGUGGAACAGAGAACAACUCACACACCACAGGCUACACGACUCGCAUCACAGGACCCGCUUCUGUAAACAAACACACAAACAAACAUUCACACAAAACGUCACACACACAGCAAAAAUUACAAACAACACAGUUUUAGUUUCCCGCCUUCACACUUUCAUCUCUACUGACUACAUAAUCACACCUCCCCCCCUCCUUUUACUCUCUCUCCCUCUCUCUCUCUCUCUCCUUUUACUCUCUCUCUCUCUCUCCUUUUACUCUCU
Molecule: messenger RNA, 2548 nt
Organism: Colossoma macropomum (tambaqui)
Lineage: Eukaryota; Metazoa; Chordata; Actinopteri; Characiformes; Serrasalmidae
Gene: gnas
Product: GNAS complex locus
Exons: 12
Coding region: 838-1977 (379 amino acids)
Biological process (GO): sensory perception of chemical stimulus; adenylate cyclase-activating dopamine receptor signaling pathway
Cellular component (GO): heterotrimeric G-protein complex
Molecular function (GO): corticotropin-releasing hormone receptor 1 binding; mu-type opioid receptor binding; G-protein beta/gamma-subunit complex binding
Source: RefSeq, a predicted model, not a curated record